Sinocyclocheilus anshuiensis is the source of this 2073-nucleotide messenger RNA. Its product is annotated as cytosolic 5'-nucleotidase 1A-like. Lineage: Eukaryota; Metazoa; Chordata; Actinopteri; Cypriniformes; Cyprinidae. Gene Ontology annotation, cellular component: cytoplasm; cytosol. Gene Ontology annotation, biological process: adenosine metabolic process; nucleotide metabolic process. The transcript is spliced from 7 exons. Gene Ontology annotation, molecular function: 5'-nucleotidase activity; nucleotide binding; magnesium ion binding. The record is from RefSeq and is a predicted model, not a curated record. The coding region runs from base 315 to 1469 and encodes 384 amino acids.
GCAUGAGUGAGGGAUGAGUAGGAAGGGAGGGAAAGAAAGAGAGAAGGGGCCAGAUAUGAACACAUACCACAUCACAGUAGUAGAUUGCAGGCACAGCGUCAGAGCAGAGAGGAUAUAGCCGCAUAGAACCAAAGCCAGCACUAUCAUUAGACACUGAAUCAGGAGUAUAGCAUUGGAUACCAGCUGUACCGUGCUACCUAAAGCUGGAGACAUACACUGUGUGUGGAAGAGAGGCUGUACAUGUAUACAGAGAGAACAGCACAGCGUGAUACAGCCCUGGAUAAGUGUGUCGUUAAUGAGAAGAGUUGGGGAGAAUGAGUCUUGACCCUGUUCAGGUCAUGAAGGGGCAAGACCCCUUGCCCAAAACCUGCCCGUCAGCUUCAAACGGUGAUAGCAAAGCAUCCUGGGACGACAACAAGGAUAUCCAUGAAAAUGUGGGUUCUACAAAGAAGCCCAAACCAGGACCUGUGAGACGGGCCAGGAAGGUGGAGGGAGGCAUAUUCUUUCCCAAACCAGAGAACGCGGUCACCAUUGCUGUGUCGUCGAGGGUUCUGUUCCGCACAGAGAAAGAGCAGAAGGUGUUUGAGCAGAAGGGAAUAGAGGAGUACCUCAGGUAUCAGGUGGAGCACGAAAAUGAGCCCUUUGCUCCUGGCCCAGCAUUCCCAUUUGUUAAGGCACUGGAAGCAGUAAAUAGCCAGUUGCGGAAGCUCUAUCCAGAUAGCGAGGAGCUUUUUGACAUUGUGCUAGUAACCUACAACCAUGCUCAUGUAGGCAUCAGACUCAUCAACACCAUCAACUACCACAAUCUAUUCAUUGAGCGGUUCUGCAUGACAGGCGGUAGCAGCCCCAUUGGGUACCUGAAAGCAUGGCAUACAAACUUGUAUUUGUCUGCCGAUACUGAAAAGGUUCAGGAAGCCCUCGCUGAAGGGAUUGCAGCAGCCACCAUGUUUAUGUCAGAAAAACAAAUUGAGGUGUCCGAGACCCAGCUGAGAGUGGCAUUUGAUGGUGACGCUGUUCUUUUUUCUGAUGAAUCUGAGCGUAUUUUUAAAGCCCACGGCCUGGACAAGUUCUUCGAGCAUGAGAGGGAAAAUGAAAACACAUUGUUAGAUCAUGGGCCACUGAAAGGUUUCCUGGAAGUGCUCGGGAAACUUCAGAAGAAAUUCUACGCUAAAGGCCACCGUCUGGACUGUCCCAUCCGCACCUACCUCGUGACGGCCCGCAGCGCAGCCAGCUCAGGCAUCCGUGCCUUAAAGACUCUCCGUGCCUGGGGACUAGAGACAGAUGAGGCUCUUUUCCUGGCCGGGGCACCAAAAGGCCCCAUGCUGGAGAAAAUACGGCCCCACAUCUACUUUGAUGACCAGAUGUUUCACGUGGAGGGCGCUGUAGAGAUGGGUGCCAUUGCCGCCCAUGUGCCCUAUGGGAUUGCACAGAAAUACCCUCAUAAAAAAAGCACCAAUACAGGAAAAUAAGAAAGAAAGGAGAAAAUAUGAAGAGCGACCUUCAAGUUGCAGACAUUUUUAUUUUGUAAACUCGGUUGUGCACUCAUUGGAUCAGGACCUCCGUAUUCUUUUGCAUUAUGAAUGAAAUUUGACCAAUGUGCCUCUGUUGAAGCACUGCAAUGAACGGUUAUUUUCAUCUAAGCAUAUGUUUCUCAGAGAUAGUUUGUCGAAAUAUACAUGACAUCAACUUACUGUAAAAAAGGAAUGUGUGCUGCUAUUCUUAUUUGUAAAGUGAAUAUGUAAAGUGACAAAAGAAAAAGGAGUGAUACUGACAUGGUGAUUACACAGUGUGUGUUUUGAACCGCACUGUAUAAUUCAGCAAUGGACUGUGAUGGUGUUCUUGUUUAUUACUGUAGAUGGUGUUGUGUGAGCAAAACUACAGUAUUCUUUCAUGUAAUCUAAUGUAUAUGGUCGUAUAUAAUGGAUGGAGUGUUAGUCUGUAAUGUAAUGUUAAUAAGAAGCCAUAAUAUUUUAUGAGAAGAUGAAAUAUACCAGAAAGCCAUGAGUAGUGAAUGAUAUAUUUAAAGUGAUAACUGUACUUUUUUUGUUUUCUCAUCUGCAUUCAAUAUAUACU